Amphibalanus amphitrite is the source of this 3541-nucleotide messenger RNA. Its product is annotated as CUGBP Elav-like family member 1. The transcript is spliced from 14 exons. Gene Ontology annotation, biological process: mRNA splice site recognition; regulation of alternative mRNA splicing, via spliceosome. The record is from RefSeq and is a predicted model, not a curated record. Lineage: Eukaryota; Metazoa; Arthropoda; Thecostraca; Balanomorpha; Balanidae. The coding region runs from base 559 to 2163 and encodes 534 amino acids. Gene Ontology annotation, molecular function: mRNA 3'-UTR binding. Gene Ontology annotation, cellular component: nucleus; ribonucleoprotein complex; cytoplasm.
GGGCAGAUAGCGCCGGCCGGCGGGCCGCGCUGCCCGCGCCCGGCCAGAGUACAGCGACGCUCCGACGGCGAUCCACCGGUCACUCGGCGCGCGGCGGACAGCGACACACCAGCCCGGCGUCCACCGUCCUCCUCCACAGCGUCUCCAGCAGAUCCACCCGCCGCCAGCUCUCCUCGGCGCCGGUCCGCCGACGCGGCUCGCUCGGAGACCUCCACUGCCGCCCGUCGCGAGUCGCCAGUCGUCGUCGGUGGCGGCGGGACCCGCGCUCCGACCGUCGGCCGCGUCGCAGGUGACGCCGACCCGAAAUAGCCGACCGGACCGGCCGCUGGAACGGACUCCAGCCGACCGAACGCGGCGGUGUCGACCACGUGCCACGAGCUGAGCAGGACGUGAGACGGUGCGCCGUGAGCGGACGUGGCUCGGACGUGAGCAAGACGUGAGCGGGAAGUGAGCUGAAGACGUUAUCAAGUUUGUGAGCUGACAGACAAGCCCGAAGGUAGACUCUGCUGCUGUGUGAGAGCCCGGUGUCGCUGCGGGAGCUGCGGCGGCCGCAGUGUCAUGCACAGAGACCAGGUGGCUUCGGAGAAGGCGGCCAGUGAUCAGGCGCUGAAGCUCACCUCGCUGAACGCGCUGGCGGGAAAGAUAGCGCCGCCGCCGGCGGGCGCGCCCGGCGGCCCCGGCGCGCCCGUGGCACCCGCCGACCUCAAAUCUAGAACGGUCCCGUCAGAUGGCAGCAGCAACGGACGCGUGUCGCGGGACCAGCCCGAUGCGGACGCCAUCAAGAUGUUCGUGGGCCAGGUGCCACGUCACAUGAACGAGAACGACAUCCGUGGCAUGUUUGAGGAGUUCGGGCCGAUCCACCAGAUCAACGUGCUGCGGGACAAGAUCACAGGUCACAGUAAAGGCUGCUGUUUCGUCACAUUCUACACGAGAAAAGCCGCGUUGCAAGCGCAAAACCAGUUGCACAACGUCAAAACCCUUCCCGGAAUGCACCAUGCAAUCCAGAUGAAGCCAGCAGACACAGAAAAUAGAAACGAGAGGAAGCUGUUUAUUGGUAUGCUGAGCAAGAAGUACAAUGAAAAUGACGUUAGGGAAAUGUUCCAGUCCUUUGGUCAAAUCGAAGAGUGCACCGUUCUUCGGGAUCAAAAUGGAAUCAGUAAAGGCUGUGCCUUCGUCACGUUUGGCUGUCGGCAAUUCGCCAUCGCUGCCAUCAAGGCCAUGCACCAGGGACAGACUAUGGAGGGCUGUUCGUCGCCGCUGACGGUUAAGUUCGCCGAUACUCAGAAGGAGAAGGAUGCUAAGCGACUCCAGGGAGUGAGUUCGGCACUCUGGGGCGCGCCCGUCGCCGCGCCGAUGCCCGUCAACCCUCAGUACCUGGCGCUCCUUCAGCAGUUGAACGGAGCGGGAGGUAUGCCUCCGCUGGCCUCCAUACCCGGCCUGGGAGGAAUGCCGGGCUCGCAGCUGCUGCCGCAUCAACUGCAAAAUGGACACGGACUGCCUGGUCUUUCCGGUCUUCACCCGGCCGCCGGUAUGGUGCUGGGGCCCAACGGAGAGCCUACCCCGGACAUGGCCGGCGCCGGCCUGCCGCCCUUCGCCGCCAAUGUACCAGAUCUCAGCUCCGUCAGCCUGGCCUCGCUGGCGGCUAUGGGCCACAAUGGCUCACCUCUUCCUGGCAUGCCUUACGGAGCGUUCGCCGGACAGACGUCGGCGGCGUCUCCGAUCCCGUCGGUACCGUCGCUGUCGAUGACCGGCGCGUCGGCGCCGCUGAGCGGUCUGGGCGCCGGCGCCGGACUCGACUCGCUCGGCUCCUACCCCGCGCUCCAGCAGUACUCAGGGUAUCCAGCCUACUCGGCGCCGGCGCUGGCCGCCGGCUCGGGCCGCCAGACCGAGGGCCCCGACGGCUGCAACCUUUUCAUCUACCACCUGCCGCAAGAGUUCACCGACUCCGACCUGGCGCAGUCCUUUCUGCCAUUCGGUAACGUCAUUUCCGCCAAGGUGUUCGUCGACCGUCAGACCAACCUGUCCAAGUGUUUCGGGUUCGUCUCAUACGACAACCCGAGCAGCUCCCAGGCGGCCAUUCAGGGUAUGAACGGCUUCCAGAUCGGCACCAAGCGGCUCAAGGUGCAGCUAAAACGCUCCCGGGACGCCUCCAAGCCGUACUGACCGCUGCCGCCGCCGCCCAACGCGGAAUUGCUUGCGUGAGAGGCAUGUGCGCGCUGCGUGUGGCAGGCCGGCCGGCCGCGUCCCUGUCCCUGGUGCCGUCUGUGCCGCUGUCGCCGCUGGAUGGCAGCACUGGCGGCAGCGCCGCUCAGCUGAGCCGCCGGCCGGCCGGGGCGGGUUCGCGUCCCGUCGCCGCCGGCCGAUACGUCCGCUGUUUGUGCAGCUUCCGUAGUGGUUUGUCGUCGGCCCCCGAUCUUCAGUUUCGUCCGUCUUGUGAUUGCUUUUGUGAUUUUGGAUGCGUUUUCGUGUACGCGUGUGCGCAGUCCGGUCCACAUCAGGUGACGUACACUGAUGACGUGUAGUGACGUCAAUAGCUAUGUGGGCUGAUCGUGCUGUCGAGACCUGUGCCCAAUUUCAGAAACAACGAAUCGCGUGUCCUGGACGAAAUGGCACCACAAAGCUCUCGGUACAAAAUAGUUGUCCUCUCUGUAACCACAUCAGGUCAAGUCCGGUAUUUUUGACAUUACCCCCGUGACAAGUCUUCUACCUUUAAAUUCAUUUAUGCCGUGCUGACGUAGUAAGACAAUAGUGCGCAACUGCUUGAAUAUCUGCUUUUAUGCCGCACGAAAGGUGAUUGAUGUUUUCACUCUAAUGUGCGUGUUUACCGUCCAACUUCGCAAGUUUUUCAUCUUACCAACUUUGUGCCAAACGUAUCGUUCGGAAUGAGAACGCCCGAAGUCGGCCAAACCCUGUCAUGAAAUGUUGAGAAAAAAAAAACUCCCACAUUCUCUAUGCACGACUUGCCCCGAAUAAGUUCUUCCUGACCAGAGGGAUACGAAUGAGCCCUCAGAAAACUGUGCAUUGGAGGCAGCGUAUUGCAGUUGCCUUGUUAAUUUCGCACAGGUGCCUCGUGAAGAGGUGAGACAUGUUAUGUAAAUCAUUUAUGCGACGGUCUUAUCAACAGGUAACAUCUCUCCGUGUGAUUCUCUCUUUCUAGCUCGACUCAUCCCUCUGUCCAAUCGUGCCAGGAUAUUCUUGACUCGACCUAACAUAAUCCCUCCGUCACUAACCAUCCUUAAUUCGCACUAAUCACCCUAAAAAUCGUACUUAAUUGACGUGCCGCGUCAGGCCCAGGGCGGUGACCUGCCCCGGCGGUAACUGAUAGAUAGUGAUGAACUGCAGGGUUUAAAGGCCGCCUUCUAAGGAACGGUCUGAUGCGGAGUGGCCGCGGCAGCUCGGAAAAUAUCACUGGCAAUGGUAGUGAGUAGCGCACUGAGUGACGAUGAGUAUGUGCCUGUGGACAAAUUGCAGCUGUGCGGGGGAUGAGUGAGAUUGAUUCAGCCGGUGCGGGAUAUGAUCAUUACAUAGCCGGAAAGUUCAA